AUGGCCGCUCUGAAGUUAUUUUUUUUUGCCGCGUUAUGUACGUCGGCUUUUGCAACAGUCAUCAAUAUCCGGCCUUGUGAGGAAGUUACCCAGGAUGUCUGCACAGUGUCUGAAGCCCGCAUUACUCCGUGCACAAAUGUGAAGAGAUGUACGGUUAAGAAGAACAACAAUGUGGCAAUCUCCUUUGACUUCACGCCGAACUUCAGCAUAUCAAAGGCCAAAACCAUGGUUUACGCGCUCAUCGGAAAUGAUUAUAAACUCUUUGCUGGCUUUGGUUCUGACGACGCCUGCACGUACACCAGCUGUCCUUUCGAAGCCGGAAACACCCAGACCUUAAAUUACAACAUGUACCUGAAUCCAAAAACGCCAAAAGGUUCUUAUGAUCUGCAAUGGAAAGUGUGGAAUGAAGAGAACGACAAAGAAAUUUGCUGUUUCAAAUUUCCUCUACGUAUUAGAUAA
Molecule: messenger RNA, 459 nt
Organism: Arctia plantaginis
Lineage: Eukaryota; Metazoa; Arthropoda; Insecta; Lepidoptera; Erebidae
Source: the annotation of a GenBank genome assembly